AUGCGUCUCUCCUCCUCCCCACCUCGUGGCCCGCAGCAGCCCUCCAGCUUUGGCUCGGUGGACUGGCUCUCCCAGAGCAGCUGCCCGGGGCCCACCCACACCCUCAGGCCUGCCAACGCCUCCCCAGGGGUCCUGCCUGGCCUGGGCCAGGCACCAGCUACCCGGGAGUCCCCUCAGGCCAUCAGCAUGGAGGAGGCUAGGUCCCCACAUCUGCCUGUGCCGCAGAGGACCGUGGCUGGGUUGAGUGGGGAGCCAAACCCCUGGCGGGCUCCUGUCCACACAGCCUUCAGCACCGAGCAGGUCCGCACCCUGGAGGGCGUCUUCCGGCACCACCAGCACCUGGGCCCUCUGGAGCAGAAGAGGCUGGCCAGGGAGGUGCAGCUCUCAGAGCUCCAGGUAAAAACCUGGUUUCAGAAUCGCCAGAUGAAGCACAAACGGGAGGUGCAGGAUGCCCAGCUGAACAGCCCCUUCUUGGGGUCUCUCCACCUGCCCCCGGCUCCUCACUCACCAUCUCCCGGCCUGGCCAGUGACCUGCAGCUGCUGUGCCCCUGGGCACCCCUGCCCGGGCCCCAGGCUCUGCUGCUGCCCCUGGGCUCCUUCUGGGGUCUCUGCCAGGUGGAACAAGAGGCCCUGGCCUCUGCCUGGCCAUCCUGCUGCGGGCAGCCCCUGGCAUACCACCUAAGCCCAGGACAUGGCGUGCAAACUCGGGGACCAGUGCUGUCCAUGGGGCCCUGGGGCCUGCGUGCUCUGCCUCAGACGGGGGAUGCGUUUUGA
This is a messenger RNA of Sapajus apella (tufted capuchin), 774 nucleotides long. It is a transcript of the gene VENTX, whose product is annotated as VENT homeobox. NCBI's taxonomy places the organism in Eukaryota, Metazoa, Chordata, Mammalia, Primates, Cebidae. Gene Ontology annotation, molecular function: RNA polymerase II cis-regulatory region sequence-specific DNA binding; DNA-binding transcription factor activity, RNA polymerase II-specific. The record is from RefSeq and is a predicted model, not a curated record. Gene Ontology annotation, biological process: regulation of transcription by RNA polymerase II.